UUGAAGGCUAUGGCUGGCGAGCAGGUGAGUCCAGCCACCUCCCAGAGGAGCAGCCAGGCCACCGCCCGGACGGCCACGGCCGGGGUAGCCAGGACGCCGGAGAACGCGCGCCCCAGAAGAGCGCGCGGGGACAAACUGCGGUCGGAGGAACCUGCACACGCCUCACACCGCUCCUAGAGCGCGCUGUCACGGAGUUAGAGACCGGGACGGAAGACUCAAUGCGCGCACGCCAGCGGUCCAGCAGUUACCCUGCUCCCCGCAUCCCCGGCCCCCGAAAGUUCCGGCGUCAAGGAGGCCGCGGUCCGCCCCCUCGUCGCCCCGCCCCUCGCACUCCCGGUCGGGGGUGGAGCGAGGAGCGGCGGAAGCGCCGUGACGUGUGCCAGGGCAGUUGCUCUAGGGACCGCUCCGCGGGACCCCAGCAUGACUCUGAGCUCCGCGCGGUGUCCUGGGGAUAGCCUAGCCCAGCUCCCGGCGUCCACCUCCACUUCCAGGUAUUUGCCGAUGUGGGCCUCCUGCCGGGGUAUUCACCCCACGGUGCGGAGCUGUGGCUGUCGCCUCUUUCUGCUGCGCCAGGCUGCGCCUGGCCUCAAAGUCGAGUGCUCCUAGGUGUCCUACGGUUAGUGGAAACACCCCCUCACGGAGAUUUUAGACGUUGACCUGCAGAAGAUGCAUUUUAUGUACUUCUCUAUGGCAGGAAGUCAUUAUGCGACUAACACAUUUUCAUCAGAUUUCCUCUGAUUUACCGUGAAGUGUAUGUGAGAAUGAUGUGCACUGCCAAGAAAUGUGGAAUUAGGUUCCAGCCUCCGGCUGUUAUCUUAAUCUAUGAGAAUGAAAUGAAGGGGAAAAGUCGCCAGCGCAUCAUGCCUGUCCGAAACUUUUCAAAGUAUUCAGAUUGCAGCAGAGCUGCUGAACAAUUAAAGAAUAAUCCACGACACAAGGGUUACCUGGAACAGGUAUCCCUGAAGCAACUGGAGAAGUUAUUCAGUUUUUUACGAGGUUACUUGUGGGGGCAGAGUUUGGCAGAAACAAUGGAACAAAUUCAGCGGGAAACAACCAUUGAUCCUGAGGAAGACCUGAACAAACUAGAUGACAAGGAACUUGCCAAAAGGAAGAGCAUCAUGGAUGAACUUUUUGAGAAAAAUCAGAAGAAGAAGGAUGAUCCAAAUUUUGUUUAUGACAUUGAAGUGGAGUUCCCACAGGAUGAACAACUACAGUCCUGUGGCUGGGACACAGAGUCAGCUGACGAGUCCUGAUAACCAAAAACUAAAAAAAAAAAGUAUUGGGUAGCAGAAAAUCCAUGUUUAUACAAGACCAUAGAUUGGUUGUAGAAAAAUCUGUAAAGAACACUAUGCAUAUUGGGUCAUGUUUGGAUUGACCAUGUUACUUUUCAAAACCAAGAUAUGUAGAGCAUCUACUAUGUAGGUGCAUAUGGAAUAUAGGGAAAACAAUAUAGGAAUCUGCCUUUAAGGAGCUUACAGUCUAAUUGGAAGAUAAGUCAAAAGCUUAUGAAAAACUAGUUUAAUGGUAUUAGGAAGCAUUAGAUCCAAAUGCUUGAUAAAGGCUAGAGAGGAUCAGAACCUAGAUUACGGUAGGGUAGAAUAGUCAGGGAGGACUUUGUCCAUCAGUGGCAAGAUGGUACUUUGCCUGGCCCUUGAAAUGGUAGUAUUUGGAUAGAAGCUUAUAUAGGAUUCCAGAUUAAACUGGGAGGAAAAAAAGGGGGAUGUUGCAGGGGAUUGGUAAAGAGAGAGGAAUUAGAACGUUUUACUUGAGGAAAAGUAAGCAAAUUAUAGUUUGAUAAGAUCAGAGGGUAUAUGUGGUUGCCAGGGGAUUAUUCUUUUUUUUUUUUUUAAUUUUAUUUAUUUAUUUAUUUUUGUCUGUGUUGGGUCUUCGUUUCUGUGCGAGGGCUUUCUCUACUUGUGGCAAGCGGGGGCCACUCUUCAUCGCGGUGCGCAGGCCUCUUCUGUCACGGCCUCUCUUGUUGCCGAGCACAGGCUCCAGACGCGCAGGCUCAGUAGUUGUGGCUCACGGGCCUAGUUGCUCCGCGGCAUGUGGGAUCUUCCCAGACCAGGGCUCGAACCCGUGUCCCCUGAAUUAGCAGGCAGAUUCUCAACCACUGCGCCACCAGGGAAGCCCCAGGGGAUUAUUCUUUAUGCAUUGUUUUUAUAUCUAUUUAACUCUGGAGUAGAAGAGUAGCCCUGCAGAAUGCCCUGCAGCUUCAAGUGGAUGUAAUCUGAUGGAUAGCAGGGGAAUUCUGCCCCAUCCCCCUGCCCCAGUAUCAGGAAAUAUGUACUAAAGACAUUCUGAAACCCUGAACCUCUUCCCAUAAAUAAGAGGUUUGUUUGUAAAAUGGGAAAUCUACCCAUAAUAAAUGAACAUAUGUACAGCCAGUUUAGGCCUAUUCAUGAGUUUGUAUCUCCAAAGAGAAGAUCUUUGUUGAACAAGGUUAUAUAUGUACAGAUAUAUCUUUCUUCAUAUUAGAAUAUCAUUUAAUUGGUAGAAAUCCUGUUUUCUGCAAGGAAAUUAAUACCCAUUAAAUAAAGCUAUAAAAGUUACUCAUUCUUUCCACCUGUCCAUCCCUACUCUCCUUACCAUUAAAAGCCUCAUUAAAGAGGUCAUUCUUGGGCUUCCCUGGUGGUGCAGUGGUUGAGAGUCCGCCUGCCGAUGCAGGGGACACGGGUCCGUGCUCCGGUCCAGGAAGAUCCCACAUGCCGCGGAGCGGCUGGGCCCGUGAGCCAUGGCCGCUGAACCUGUGCGUCCGGAGCCUGUGCUCCGCAAUGGGAGAGGCCACAGCAGUGAGAGGCCCGCGAACCGCAAAAACAAAAAACAAACAAACAAAAAAAACACUGCAAUGAGGUAUCACCUCACACCAGUCAGAAUGGCCGUCAUCAAAAAGUCUACAAAUAGGGACUUCCCUGGUGGUACAGUGGUUAGGAAUCCGCCUGCCAAUGCAGGGGAUACGGGUUCGAGCCCUGGUCCGGAAGAUCCCACAUACUGCGGAGCAACUAAGCCUGUACGCCACAACUACUGAGCCUGUGCUCUAGAGCCCGCGAGCCACAACUACUGAGCCCAUGCGCCACAACUACUGAAGCCCGUGCGCCUACAGCCCGUGCUCCCCAACAAGAGAAGCCACUGCAACGAGAAGCCCCCACACCGCAAUGAAGAGUAGACCCCGCUCGCCGCAACUAGAGAAAGCCUGCGCGCAGCAACGGAGACCCAACACAGCCAAAAUUAAAUAAAUUAAUUAAUUUUUUAAAAAAGUCUACAAAUAAUAAAGGCUGGAGAGGGUGUGGAGCAAAGGGAACCCACCUACACUGCUGGUGGGAAUAUAAAUUGGUGCAGCCACUAUGGAGAACAGUAUGGCGAUUCCUUAAAAAAACUGAAAACAGAAUUACCAUAUGACCCAGCAAUCCCACUACUGGGCAUAUACCCAGAGAAAAGCAUAAUUCAAAAAGACACAUGCACCCCAAUGUUCACUGCAGCACUAUUUACAAUAGACAGGACAUGGAAGCAACCUAAAUGUCCAUCACAGAGGAAUGGAUAAAGAAGAUGUGGUACAUGUAUACCAUAGAGUAUUAACCAUAAAAAAGAACGAAAUAUUGCCAUUUGCAGCAACAUGGAUGGACCUAGAGAUUGUCAUACUGAGUGAAGUAAGUCAGACAGAGAAAGACAAACAUCGUAUGAUACCACUUAUAUGUGGAAUCCUAAAAAAUGGUACAAAUGAACUUAUCUACAAAACAGAAAUAGAGUCACAGAUGUAGAAAACAAGCUUAUGAUGGUUACCAGGGGGGAAAGCAGGGUGGCUGGGGAGGGAUAAAUUGUGAGGUUGGGAUUGACAUAUACACACUACUACAUAUAAAAUAGAUAACUAAUAAGGACCUACUGUAUAGCACAGGGAACUCUACUCAGUACUCUGUAAUGACCUAUAUGGGACAAGAAUCUAAAAAACAGUGGAUAUAUAUAUAUGUAUAACUGAUGCACUUUGCUGUACACCUAAAACUAACACAUAACUGUAAAUCAACUAUGAUCCAAUAAAAUUUUAUAAAAAAAUAAAGGAAAGGGAAGUAAGAGAGAAGACUGAUGAUAGUCCAGUUAUGAUGUCAGGGGCAGGUUCAUGAUUUCAGUCUUCUUUUUUUUUGUUUUAAUUAAUUAAUUAUUUUUUGGCUG
Messenger RNA from Lagenorhynchus albirostris (white-beaked dolphin), 4164 nucleotides. RefSeq names its product centrosomal protein 19 (gene CEP19). Gene Ontology annotation, cellular component: centriole; ciliary basal body; spindle pole. The transcript has 3 exons. The record is from RefSeq and is a predicted model, not a curated record. Gene Ontology annotation, biological process: microtubule anchoring at centrosome; trans-Golgi to periciliary membrane compartment transport. NCBI's taxonomy places the organism in Eukaryota, Metazoa, Chordata, Mammalia, Artiodactyla, Delphinidae. The coding region runs from base 762 to 1253 and encodes 163 amino acids.